Messenger RNA from Synchiropus splendidus (mandarinfish), 924 nucleotides. It is a transcript of the gene twist1b, whose product is annotated as twist family bHLH transcription factor 1b. NCBI's taxonomy places the organism in Eukaryota, Metazoa, Chordata, Actinopteri, Syngnathiformes, Callionymidae. The coding region runs from base 69 to 581 and encodes 170 amino acids. The record is from RefSeq and is a predicted model, not a curated record. Gene Ontology annotation, biological process: developmental process; regulation of transcription by RNA polymerase II. The transcript has a single exon. Gene Ontology annotation, molecular function: DNA-binding transcription factor activity, RNA polymerase II-specific; RNA polymerase II transcription regulatory region sequence-specific DNA binding; protein dimerization activity.
UAUGGAUACCACGGCGUCUCCACGUCCAGGAGGGAGGCUCUUCAGCAGAGGGGGAUAAGUCCGAGGAGAUGUCGGAGGACAACAUGGGAGAAGAGUCGAGCAGCCCGCCGGUCUCUCCGGCGGACAGUCUGAGCAACAGCGACGGCGAGCCGGACCGGCAGCCCAAGAGAGGCGGGAGGAAGAGGAGAGCGAGCAGGAAGAGCGCGGAGGACUCGGACAGUCCGACGUCCGGGAAGCGAGGGAAGAAGUCCGCCAGCAGCAGCGGCAGCCCUCAGUCCCUGGAGGACCUGCAGUCGCAGCGCGUCAUGGCCAACGUGCGCGAGCGCCAGCGGACGCAGUCGCUGAACGAGGCGUUCGCAGCCUUGCGCAAGAUCAUCCCCACGCUGCCCUCAGACAAGCUCAGCAAGAUCCAGACGCUGAAGCUCGCCGCCAGGUACAUCGACUUCCUGUGCCAGGUGCUGCAGAGCGACGAGCUGGACGCCAAAAUGUCCAGCUGCAGCUAUGUGGCCCACGAGAGGCUGAGUUACGCCUUCUCCGUGUGGAGGAUGGAGGGCGCCUGGUCCAUGUCCACAUCCCACUGACAUCCGGACCACUGGAACACUGACUGACUGACGCUCGAUCAACUCCAAAUCUGACUUUACUGACGGGAUCAUCUGGAGUCUAAUGCUGGAAACAUGGAAUCACUAUUUAAAGCGCAAGAGGCGCUGUGUUUUUGCCCCACACACACACUCCGAGGCUCGAGUGUCUUUGUGACGAAGAAUGUUCGCUUGUUUUCUCGUGUUUAUGAUGACGCCGUUGUGCUUAAACGUCUCAGUAUUACGCGUGUGCGACUGUGGAUGAAACCUGUGCAAAAGUCUUUCUCAGAAUACGUUUAUUUAUUUAUUGAAGUUACAAUGAAGGGGAGGAACAGACUACAUUCCUAUU